AUGCUGCGAUUUCUUCUCAAUUUGUUGAUAUUUGCCCGGUUUGCCGAUGGCCAGAGCAGCAGCACAUCCGUCCUCCCGAUGUCCGCUACAAGCACGCAGAUAUUCUACACAUCACCGGCGCCCGAUCCGGACGCGAAAGGGACUCUGCGCAUUGGAUUUAUGGUUGCCGAUUCGAUCCGCGCCACAGAAAUCGGCUUCUCACAAUCUGCCGGUGUCAUUUCGCUGGCACUUGAUGAGCUCCGUGCCCAGAACAUUCUAACCCAUUGGAAUAUUGAGUUCUUUCUCAAUUUCACCGAAUGCAACGAGACCCUCGCUGCCGGAACGGCUGUUGAAAUGCUCACGCUCAACGAUGUACAGGCGAUCAUCGGUCCGCCAUGCAAUCAGGCCAUCUUUCCCGUGGCCGUCAUCAGCUCGUACUACCGCAUCCCGCAAUUUGCUUGGGGCUACUCGAACGCCAACGCCUACUCGGACGUCAAUCGUUUUCCGUACCUCAGCAUAAUCACGCCCAAUUCGUUGCAGUACGGCUACGCUCUCGUCUCGAUCAUGCAAAAGUAUCAAUGGAAUCAAGUGGGGAUCGUGUAUUCAACUGAUGAAGUGGCGUAUUGCGACAAUAUGAUUUCGGAUUUCGAGACGGCGAUCGCCGACCCUACCGUCUACAACAUCGAUAUCAUGACCCGUGCAAGCGUUAACAGCUUAAACGCGAGCUUUAUUGAUCCCGUGAUGCCGCGCUUGAAAUCCCGGGCCAGAGUUUUCCUACUCUGCUUUAUGUCCGACUACCGCUAUCGUCAGUUCUUCAUCUCGGCUUACCGCAAUAAUAUGACAAGCUCCGAGUACGUGUACAUUGGGCUGAAGAUGGGCGGCUACGGCUUUGCCGCCAACUCCUACGUCAACUCGACUACCGUGGAUAGGUCGGAAGAACAAGAAGUCAUUACAGUCUCGGAUGGACAGACGCCAAUUUGGGUGGAUGGAUACUACAACAAUGCCGACGGAAUGAACGACAAGGCCAAGCAGGUCGCUGCGAGGACACUUAUUUUGGAUAUCCAGAGGACGUCCGUCACCGCAAGCGGAUUGUCCAACGACGAUUAUCGAAAAGCUGUUUUGACUAGGCUACGCGACUACCCGUUCUAUUGCGCGACGCUGAACUGCACGAAUAACCUGGACACUGGCGAUGCGGUGGCUGUCUACACCAGCUAUCUGCACGACGCCUUCUUCCAGUGGGCCAUCCUGGCCAACAAGAGCAUCGCCGCAAAUAAUGGCCAAUUCGACCUGACACAGAUGAUCCAAAUGAUGGGCACGUCGGCUGCGUCGUUUAACGGAUACUCCGGAAAUGUGGAAAUGACGUCGAAUGGGACCCGAUCACCGCAAUUUUUCCUAUAUGGAUUGGACAAUAUUUUCCAGCAGAAGCUGUUCCUCAAUAUUUCACCGACCACUAUUGAUUCUUAUUAUAUGGAAGCCAUCAUGAAAUCAUCGCUCGAAUUCGACGGAUUUUUCAUGUACUCUCUGAUCCGGGAUAUCGUGGCUGGUCUGACUUAUAUUCACAAAUCGUCAUUGCAACUUCACGGAAAGCUUAACUCUCACGUGUGUAUGAUCGACGACCGGUGGCAGCUAAAAAUCAGCGGCUACGGGCUGACGUCCCUGAAAGAGGUUACCAAAGAAGAAACCUAUAAUGGACUCCUCUGGUCCGCACCAGAAAUCCUGCGCGGCCAGGAGCACGUCUCGAAAAAGGCCGACGUCUACGCGUUUGCGAUCGUCGCCUCGCAAGUGAUGACGCGGCGCAGUGCUUUUGAUAUUGAGAACCGAGCCGAGAGCGCUGAGGAAAUCGUGUACGCCGUGAAGAAGGGGUUGAAUCCGGCGAUGAGGCCGAAAAUUGAUUUGCCCGCCGAGGUGGAUAUGAGUCCGGCUAUGUCUGUUGAACCCGAAAGCUACGAGAUGGUGACGAUAUUCUUCUGCGACGUCGUCAAGUUUACGGUUUUGGCGGCGAAAUGUACGCCGUUGCAGAUUGUAAACAUGCUCAACGAGCUGUACUCCACGUUCGACCAGGUGGUGGAGAAUAAUUCUGUUUACAAGGUGGAAACCAUCGGCGACGCGUACCUCUGCGUAUCCGGGCUGCCAGUCCGGAACGGGCUUCUGCACGUCAAAUGCAUAGCCGAUAUGUCGCUCGACUUUUUGGAGACUGUUAAGGGCUUCCGCAUCGGUCACAUGCCGCAGGAACGGAUGCAGCUGCGAAUCGGAAUGCAUUCCGGGCCGUGUGUGGCGGGGGUUGUCGGGUUGACGAUGCCAAGGUAUUGCCUCUUCGGCGACACGGUCAAUACGGCUUCUCGGAUGGAAAGUAAUGGAAAACCCAGCCACAUCCACGUCUCGGCCGAUGCUCAUGCUCUGCUCUCCCAAUUUCCAGGAUAUGAAAUGGAAGCGCGUGGCGAAGUUAUAAUCAAGGGCAAGGGCAUCAUGGAAACGUACUGGCUGCUCGGGAAGCACGAC
Mesorhabditis spiculigera is the source of this 2478-nucleotide messenger RNA. The record is from the annotation of a GenBank genome assembly. Lineage: Eukaryota; Metazoa; Nematoda; Chromadorea; Rhabditida; Rhabditidae.